GGGAUAGACGGAAACGGACCAAAUGAAGAUUCCGUUGGAAAUCACGACAUGGUAUCGUAUAAUACCGUCGUACUGGCCGGACCUAUCCAGUAAUUAUGCCCGUGGAAAUCCGGUAAGCUAAGAAACUAAGGGGUUUUAAACUAGUGAUGAGAGAAAAUUAUGUCUUGCUUAUCAAGCUCCGUUUUCUUUCAUUCCUCGGCCGGCACACUACUUGCGGAUGGCGGACUUUGGUGGACUGACCGGAGAACUAUCUAUAUGUAGAAGCAAGAUGAAUAAUAUAUUUCGUCUAGUUUAGCCGGUUGUUCUAAAUGUGUUUAGUCAGGAGUCGUGACGCAACGGAACGUCAUUUUCUUUUUAAACCGAAUAAGUAAAGCAUAAAGUAUAAAUAUCUUUGAUGGCCUCAUAAAUUGGCAACUUCGAUAAAAAUAUCCACUCAAUUAGUCAUACAGCAGAUACGGAAGAAAAUAAAGGAGAAUUACUUCCAAAAUGGCGCCAAACAAGACGCUCAUCUACAAGAAAGUACCAACUGGAUAUCCAGUCCCAGGCGAGCAUCUCGUCGUCGAGGAUCGGCCCAUUGACCUCAAUGGAGACGCUCCUAAAGGCGGACUACUAGUUGAGAUCGUGUACGCCUCCUACGACCCGUACCUCCGAGCUAAGAUGCGCCAACCCGGAAAGGGGUACUCAGAACCUUUCAAAUUCGACGAGCCCAUACCAAACCACACCAUUGCGCGUGUGAUCAAGUCAGGCACUCCAGAUUUCAAGGAAGGAGACGAGAUAGCUGCUUUUCUCCCCAUCGCAGAAUAUGCUAGGAUAGCUGAUCCUGCAGCUGUAAGAGCUCGCAAGCUGCAUAACCCACAUGGUUUCGACCUAGGCAUGUUCCUUGGUCCCUUGGGUAUGCCUGGUUUAACAGCCUACGCCGGUUUACAUAAGAUCGGAAAGCCGAAGAAGGGCGAAACGAUAUUCGUCAGCUCUGCAGCUGGUGCGGUAGGACAGGUCGUUGGUCUACUCGCCAAAAAUGAAGGUCUUAGGGUCAUUGGCUCUGUCGGCUCUGAUGAGAAGCUGGAUUACAUCAUAAAGGAAUUAGGAUUCGACGGUGGCUUUAACUACAAGAAGGAAAAGGCCGCUGAGGCGCUUCCACGGCUUGCGCCAAAUGGCAUAGACAUUUACUUUGAGAAUGUGGGAGGCGAGCAAUUAGAUGCUGCCUUGGAAAAUAUGAACUCCGGAGGUCGAAUCCCGGUUUGUGGCAUGAUCUCGGGGUACAAUCAAUCUCAGGAGCAAAGAUACGGUGUCAAGGGACUCUUCCAUGUUGUCUCAAAAACCCUCGCUAUACAGGGAUUCUUGGUCGGACAACCUGAAUUCGGACCUGCGCAUUUCCAAAAACACCAGGAAGUAGUCCAGAAUUUGAUUGCGGAAGGAUCUUUCAAAGCUAAGCUGGAUAUCACGGAGGGUAUUGAUAAGGCUGCCGAGGGAUUCGUGGGCUUGUUAAAGGGCGACAACUUUGGUAAAGCUGUGUUGAGGAUAAGGUAGACGAGUUGGUGGCGCUUGAAAGAGGGGAAGAGGAUUUGCUUGUGGAACAUAUGAUUCGGUGGCUGAGAGUUGAGGAGCAUCUUACCGACGGCUUGAUAACACGGUCUGGAUUUUGUCCGGAAUCCAAUCAAGAGUCUGCCUAGGUACCUCUAGUUCGGGUAGGAGAUGGCGAGCGAGUCCGGUGCUACAUGCCUACUACCAACCAUGUCACAUUAAUUCAAUCUGUCAAAGUUGGAUAGCAUCCUGUAUUAGCGAUUUGACAAGGCAAAGCGUGUUCG
Messenger RNA from Hypoxylon trugodes, 1805 nucleotides. RefSeq names its product NAD(P)-binding protein. NCBI's taxonomy places the organism in Eukaryota, Fungi, Ascomycota, Sordariomycetes, Xylariales, Hypoxylaceae. The transcript has 4 exons. Bases 487 to 1527 code for a protein of 346 amino acids. The record is from RefSeq and is a predicted model, not a curated record. Gene Ontology annotation, molecular function: oxidoreductase activity, acting on the CH-CH group of donors, NAD or NADP as acceptor.